Pelobates cultripes (western spadefoot toad) is the source of this 20792-nucleotide messenger RNA. The record is from the annotation of a GenBank genome assembly. Lineage: Eukaryota; Metazoa; Chordata; Amphibia; Anura; Pelobatidae.
CUUCUAUUCAGUUUCUUCAUGUCCGUCUGGUCAGUUACAUUCUUAGAAUAUUGGAAAAGAUAUAACGCCACAUUGUCAUAUCGGUGGGACUGCUUGGAAUUUACUGAAAUCGAGGUGAGCUUUCCUAUCAUUGGGCAAAUUUCCCUUGUGAUCUAAUGGUAUUCUUAGUUUUUCUUUGUCCAUAAAAAUUCCAUGGAGCCAUCUAGCAUUUGCUAGAAAAUAGAUACCUUGUAAAAUGUCUGGGUUACACAGUCUGUUUCUCCACCACUCCAGAUGUUUGACAUAUUAGUCGACUACUAUCUUACUCCAGCCAAAAACUAUCCAGCUUCAAAAAAAGGAGGAUUUUAUAUGAUUCUGGGCCUUUAUUUGUUAUUAUUGAUCAGUGUGCAGAUAAUACUUGAAGAUGUGCACUGUGAAUUGGCCUGCUUGAUGUUCUUUUUCAAUGAAAUCGUGUUAAAUCGGCAUCAUCUUUCCUUAAAAGGUUACUCAAUGUAUCAUAAAAACUACAGCCCGCUAUUGUGGUUUUGAUGCUAGGAGUACCCUAGCCUGGUUCCCCAGUAAUCUGGCAGCCGGUUUAGCAAAGGUUUGACCUCUUACCUGGGUCCCUGUUGGGCUCUGAGACUCCUUGGUGGCCUAAUGAUGCGCUUAAAGUGGAACUGUCACGCCUUCCUUACCUUUUCCCUAUCACUUCCUGUUCCCUUUCUCUUUUCUACUCUUUCUUUCAUUUUUCACCUAACUCUAACUAAAAACACAAGACAAAGUAGGGACUAAUUUGUCUCAGUAUUCCUUCUACGUCUGACCCUUCUAGACACUGGACGGAGCUACCGCUGUCUAGAAGUGUCAAUCCCCCUGCCGUCACCAGUAAUGGCCAACGGUCUCCUGGCAUCCUCCAUAGACCUCUUGUGUAGUUAAUGCGCAGCUAGGAAGGACCUGCCAGAAGAAGACGAUGCCAACAAGGGAAAGGUUCCAGUAAGUAGAACUCACUUUAAAGGAACACUAUAGGGUCAGGAGCACGAAUGUGUUUUCCUGACCCUAUAGUGUUGAAAAUGCAGUUUAGGCCCCUGGCCUCUCUUUCCGCCCUUAAAAAUUGUUAAAACUCACCUUUAUUCCAGCGCCGCGUGGAUCCGCUGGCGCUUGCUUAGCCCCUGUGGUUAGAGCAUCAGCUGAAGGCCUAGCUCAGGAGAGCUAAUAAAAGCUCCUUCUUAGGAACCGCUAGUUCUUGGGGGGGAAGUGUGGGGGGCAAGCACUACUGGCACCAAAACCACUACAGCAAGCAGUGAUUCUGGUGCUUAGAGUGUUCCUUUAAUUAUAGGUGCAGUUUCUGUAGUGCUUUACAAUUCUACAUAGUGACAAAUAACUGAGACACAGAAUAAAGUUUACAGACACGAGGUGAAAAGCAAUAAAAGUAUGAAUUGUCUUGGUUGAAAAAAUAUAUAAAAAUAACUAAAGCCCAUCAGGUUGAACCUUAAACCCAUUCUUUUAUGCUGUGGAUCCUAAUGAAUGUUGAAUUUCAGAGAAUAUUUUAUAACAGAUUAAAAAAUCCUUUAAUCUACUUUGUAGUUUUUUUUUUUUUUUUUUUGGUUUCUGCAAAUAUGUUCAGGGCCCUCUUUAACAUUGAUUGGACCCUGGGCAAGCAUUUGCUUUGGCCCCUUGGAUCUUGCCCUUCCCCUCCACACUCUUCCACCCCCUGGCAUGCAUUCAUGCCCUCCACCCCAACACAGUGGCAGAACUAAUGUAGAGAUGGCCCUGGUGCAACACAUUUUUUGGGCCUCCCAAAUGGAGAAAAGAUAGAUCCUCAUCUGCUGUACAAUUCCCACGAUGCUAUGCCAGCUGGGGCUCUACCAUUUGGCCAUUCUUGCAGGGCUGUAUUUGUGAGCAGUGUUUGUACAUUUGAAUGUGAGCAUGUUGUUGUAUAGAGUAUGUGUGUGCAUGUAGGGUGUAGUAUUGGUGUUAGAGUGAAGGGGUGUGUUUAUAUAUACUUUUUGAGUUUAAUUCAGGGGUGUGUUUGCAUGUAAUGUUUGUGUUUGCAGGGAUGUGUUUGCAUGUUGUGUUUGAUUGCUGGCAUGUAUGACAUACAUUCAGAUAUCCAUACACAUUAGCACACUGAUACAUGCACAUAUCUGGACACAUACACAGACUGACACAAAGAGACUGGCGUAUAUACACACACACAGAUAAAAACACUGGCACAUACACACACAGAGAUACACAAUUACACACACUGACACAGAUCUGUACACACGAAGAUACACACAAACACACUGGUACACAUGCAGGGGUGUAUUUGUGCACAGUGUUGGUGUAGGAAAGCUUGGAUGUAUGCAUUGCCACACAGAUGCACACUUACACAAACACUGAGAUACAUACAAGAACACAGAUACACAUGGAGUGGUGUAUUUGUGUGCAGUGUUAGCGUUGGAAUGUAGUAGUGUGUAUGUGUGCAGUGUUGGUACUGGAAUGGUGGAAUGUAUGCAUCGCCACAUGCAUAGAUACACACUUACACAAACUGACACUCAUACACACAAGGUACACAUACAAACUGAUACACAAGUAUUCAUACACCUAGAUACACAAACACUGACACCAAGGUACACAUACACUGACACGGUGGGCUGUUCAGUCCUGGUUGCGGGCAGGAGGCCCACGGGGCAGCUGCUUUGGGCCCCCCAUGAGUUAUUGGGCCCGGGGCAGAUCCCCCGUUUGCCCCUUGUCAAAGACGGCCCUGAAUAUGUUUAAUGGCAGAAAAGGACAAGAUUUAAAGUGAUGAUUGACAUAAAGCCAAGAGCCCAAUUCUGGAAUAGAUGUGUGGAUUUCUACAUAUUAACCUCACAAAAAAUUUUUUUUAAACACAGGGAAUAAGUAAAGAUUAGAUUAUAAAUACUGGGUAGUAAAAGUUCCCCUUUAUGUCAGCUCAAUGUCUAAUUUAUUGUUAUGUAACCAGUUUUUAAGUUAACAGUCUUAUCUUGUUGUUGUGUUAGACACUCAGUCAGUAUUACUGAUCCAUUGUAGUUCUGUUCCAGGAACCACCACGGCCUGAGUUCACGGCAUUAGCCCCUCUCACAAUCCUGAAUCCCAUCACCAAGAUGGAAGAGCCAUAUUUCCCAAAAACUCGACAAUUGCGUAGAGUCUUGGCAGGAUCCAUGGUCAUCGUACUAAUGGUGGGAACAUAUUUUGUCUUCUUCUCAUUAUCAUUAUCCAUCUGUGAAAUUUGUCUUGAUUACUUACAAUAUGAAUCCAGUACUUUUCUCACUUCAAAAUUAUAAACAAAUAAAGUGCAAUAGUUGGGGUGUUAAAGUUAAGACUUUGACUUCUGGACCAACCCGGACCAACACUAUGUUAGUGAGACCCAAAGGAUCAAGAUUGAACAGUCCAUAGUUGGUGAAUAGUCCGUUUUACAACUCAUUCUUAGAAUAUAAAACGGUGUUUUCAAUAAUGUUCCAUUGCUAAGGGUGCCUACAGAAAUGCAGUUUGAAGUCUGACACACGAUGCCUGCCUGUACUCAUUUAUACGUCAAGCUGGAAAAUUGUGGAAAUGUGAUUUCUCAGAAUGACUUUACCCAAGACAGACAUUACCGAAGGUCCUGCUUGGAGCAUGUAGAAUGUAGAUGGUGUGCACCGUGAAUUGCAUAUAUUUUGUGAGAAAUGUGUUGAAGUUAAGGCACUUUUAAAUGGGUGAUCUAACUUCUCCAUCCAAUUAUUUUUCUUCUUUUACAGAUAGCCAUUGUCAUCAUAUUCCUAAUAUCUGUCAUCUUAUACCGUAUCAUCAUCUUUUUGGUGGUGGUCAAAUCAGGAAUGAUCUAUUCAUCUGUGAGUUCCUGCCAUUUUAUUAAUAUGUUUAACACAAGGUAUUUAGCAGUAAUUUAACUUGCUAAUGAGUUUAACACGUGUUCAGUGGAAUUGUUGCCAUUUUGAUCAUAACCGCAUUGACCACCACUAUCAAAUGAAUCACCAAAUUCAGAUUAGUGAUUUAGGUUUGGGAAUAAGACAAGGGGGUUAAAGAUGGGGUGUGAGUUAAAGGUCUGAGAUGAACUACAACCUAAAAUACAUACGAACACUAUAGCUGGAGAGGAGAAAUGAAUAAGACACCAAAGCAGUCCACUAAAUGCCCUUUAAACAACCAUGUGUCCUCCCAUGUCUGAUGGUUUGAAGAAACUGAUUUAAUCUAUUUCUGCCAUCUCCUCAUAAAAUCAAAUUGAAUAUUUUUAUAAAAAAUUUUUAUACACUGAUCUCAAAUAUCACAGAAUGAUUUUCACUAAGAACGUAGCAUAUGUGACUGUGUUGCUUUGAGAUGUAAAAAUUGCCUCACGUCCCAUUAACCGUGUGCAAUUUCACCAGAGAAUUGUCAGUUAUAUAAAUUAAAUGAAAGUUUGGGUUUAAAUUCCAUUGUCCACAUGUAUAACAAACUAUAUUUUGCGUAAACAAUACUAUAUAUUAUCAUCUAUAACAGAAGUGUCACUCAUUUGUUCUGGAAGGCCAAAUUAUCACCUGAAAUAGGUCUGGAGGACCGAAUUAAUACAAUUUCUAUAUACACAAGCUUGAGAUAGGUAGCUACGAUAACCGAAACAUUGCGUUUUUGCUUCCUUUAACUAAAGCCACAAACCAUCUUUAUAGUGCCUGGUACCCUUCUAUUUCUUCAAUUCUCUAAAUGGAGUUAAUUACUGUUUUGGUCCCAUUAGCACCCUUUUGUUCUACAGAAGCCUAAUCAUCAUAUCGUGAGUGCAACUCCCAUAUAGGUUUCUUGCUACUGACCGAGAUACAGAAGCACAGAGAGUCACUGACAUAAGCACUAACAUAAACAAAGACAUUGACAGUGGCACACAAAGAAUGACAAGGACACUGACAUAGAGACUGAAAGACACACACAGACAACGGCAGAGAUCCUGACAGACCCAGCAAAAGCAAUUACAUAGGCCCUAAAAGAGAUGCAGAGUCAUUGACCGACUUUACAUAUAUGCCAAAAUAGACACACACACCAAAACACACAGUGACAAAGACAUUGACAAAACAUACACAAAGGCAGUAGCAAGAAACCUACACAGAGACCCUUCACUCACUGACACACACACACUUACACAAACGUUCACCCCCCACACGUGCACUGACAUACUAAGUGACACAUAUCUUGAUCGCCUUCCAAACACUGGCACACUCAUACUGACACAGAUCCUGAACACCCACAAACUAACACAUAUCUUGACCGACACACACAUUUUGACACAGACUGUGCCCCCCUCCCACAAACACACACAUUCUUCGGCAUUGCUUACAGUGAUGGUGUGGCUUUUUGCUUUGCUGUAGGUCCAGGUGGCAAGUGGAGCUCAUAAUGAGGAACCCUGGCUCUUUAAUGCUGCUUUCCCUGUGUAGCCAAGUGCAGCAACAUGUGGAGGCCAGGCAGAUUCCUAUGUUCCAUGCCUCUCUUUGAUUAAAAUUUGGGGCGCUGGGCUUGCUCACCCUACAGAAUGUCUUGCUACCACACUGGCAGUGGGUCCCUAAAUCUAUUGGCACACCAAGUCACAGGGUGCCCAACACAUUCUUUGACUUGGGCCAAAUUCAUGGGGUCCGUGAAACAUAUGUUUGAUGACCCUGAUCUAUAGCUUGUCACUUUUACUGUUAAUACUGAUUUAACUUCUGAUUAACAUAUUCUUAUUAUUGCUCAUUUUAUCCCAUAGGCCAGUCUUAUUACCAGCGUCUCAUCCUCUGUGCUUAGUUUGAUCAUAACCCUCAUUCUCUCCAGAAUUUAUGUAUCUCUGGCUCACUUUUUGACUCAAUGGGGUGAGUGAUCCAACGUGGGCAAUACGAUAUGUAUCAUUACCCAACAUUUCUAUGAUAACUCUGAUUAGUGGAAUGCAUUUAUAUGGUAUUAUGAAUUCCUCAAUAUUGGUGAAAACAAAGCAGCCCAUAGAUUUAUUCAGCAACUUGGCAAUUAGAAUUCCAUAUAUUAGGCCAAAAUGUCCAACUCUGCUAUUUUUCUAUGUAAACUAUUUGGUGUAAAAUUUUCCUGAUGAAUUCCUGAAAAUUUCUGGUUUAGGGAGUAACACAAAAUUAUGAAAGUCCUAAAAUCUUAAACAUAUAGUCAAAAAGUAUCAGGGGACACCGGCUCCGGUACUGACCUGCCUAUAAAUGUCUGUAAUAUUAACUUUUAUUGUUAAGUGACUGAGCUUCAUGGGAAAUGUAGUCAACCUUUAAAAGCAAAUCCAAACUUUAACCAUUACUGUGCCAUGGCGUGCAGAAUGGAUUUCCUGAUGCUUCUUCCUAAUCGCUCUUUUUUACCUUCCAGAGAUGCACCGAACUGAGACUCAAUAUGAAGAUGCUUUCACCUUCAAAGUCUUCAUAUUUGAGUUUGUUAAUUAUUAUUCCACUCCAAUUUACAUUGCAUUUCUUAAAGGCAGGUAAGUUAACUAAAAGUCAAGGGGGCUGUACUUUGAAGCUUACACUCUGUACAUCUAACAUGCAUGUGACAAAAUGGCUUCCUUUCUGCUAAGAGGUAUUUUGUCAAUGUUUAUGUCCUUUUAUAAAGGGCCAAUUUUAUAGUAAAUUAUGUGCAAAGUCAGUCACUGAUUUUUUUUCAGAUUGGCAGAGAUAGAUGGUUAACUACCAGCUCCCCAAUUCUGCCCAGUAUUCCAGUCUAUUUUAUAUGAGUUGUUCAAUAUAGAGAAAGGACAUGAAGAUUAAUUACAAAAUGAAUGAGUGUUUUCUGUGUUGGGCAACAAACCGAACCUUUUGUAUUCAUACGUGGUAGCAAGGGCUGAUCCAGAACCCAAUCUCAGGAGGGGCAAUAGAGCAGGAUUGAAAAUCCCUAAACUCCGUCUUGUAGUGAAUUCAAUUCAGCAUGGCAAAAAAGCUGAUUUUGAGAGUUUCACAACUCUGCUACUGUCACAACUUGGCUCUUUCAGCCUUCCUUUUGCCUUCUGGAUUUAAAUUCACUAAAGUUUGGACCCUAUGUGUGUGUAUGAAUGUAGGGGUGUGUGUGUGUGUAUAUAUAUGUAUAUAUAUAUGGCAUUUAUGUAUAUUAAUGCAGGAGUGUAUAUGUGUGGAAUGACAAUGUAAAAAUAUAGACAUGCGCUGGUAGUGUAUUUUUCCACAUCUACCCCUUUGAAUAUCUCUCCAUCUAACACUAGUCUUUAUCUCUCCUUCACUUGUCUAUUUCCUUCCACCACCUGUGUUCCUCUGCCUCUGUUCCCCUUCCUCCUCUUGUGUCCUUCUGCAUAUACAGUUUCUCUCUUUCCCCUAUGUCUAUUGCCUCAGCCUAUACACCCCCCUUUCUCCCACUUGUAUUACUAGUUAAAUAACCCCUUUGCCCUAUUUGAGUCCCUCUGCAUAAACAUGUGUCCUACUGCCUAUAAUUCUUCCCUUACUUGUGUCCAUCUAACUAUACCCGUACCUAUCUGCCCAUACCCACUUAUUACCAGCCAAGAAAUUAUCGAGACUGCGUCAGCAAGAUGGACAUCCUUAGUGUUUCGACCCUCUCCCCCUCCCCAUUUCUUAUUCCAAUAGCUGCAACCAAUCAUUCACAGAUAAAGGGACAGCGAUGUCAUUGAGAUGUCAUUUGUUUCUUUGUCUUUUCAAAUUGCUUAGUCCUCACUUUCUUUUAAAAAAAACAAAAAACAUUUGUGGUGAAUUUAUCAGGCUAGAUUAAAGUGCUGUUUGUGUAAUAGAUGUUUAACAAAAUGUCUCCACUUCUCCUAGUGGUCUCUUGUAUCAAGAUAGGAUAUGCUAUAUGGUUAGUAUUUGUUCUUUGGCACAUUUUAUUUAAUCCUGAUCAUGCAACGGACCUCAAAAAAAAAAUGUUUACAGUCAGCCUGUGUGUGAGGGUUAAGUAGAAAUUGCCUUUACCCUACUAGUUGUUACAGUCUUAUUUAUCUACUUAUCUUUAUAUACGUAUUAUUUAACGUAUUUAUUUUCAGUGGUCAUUGGACGAUAGGAAGUAAUGGUUUAUUGUGCCAUGUAUUAUUAUGAGGUGUUAUAUAUUGUAUCUGAUGUUGUAUUAUUUUACACUGAAGUCCAUUAUUCAGUUGUAAAUGCCUUUUCUCCGUAGAUUUUUGGGGUAUCCCGGUAAUGAAACUACAAUUUUCCGAUAUCGGAAUGAAAAUGUGAGUAUUAAAGGAACACUUUUAGUCCCCUAAAGCACUUCAGCUUUUAUUCUUUAGUCUUUGACGUGGCCUUCUACCCUUCUUUUAACAAAACCAAACUGGUCAUUUCUGUACAUAUUGAUGGGUACUAUAGAAAAGGAACCCGGUAAAGUCUACUUUCCCAACUAUUUUGAACUACAACUUACAAAAGUCCAACAACCAUAGCCCGGCAGAAUUAUGUAGGUCAACACUAGUUGAAGUGGUUACAGUUUGACCCACCUGAUGUAGUGAUGAUGUCCUUGUUAGCUAAUGAAAUACACAUAUUAGUUGAAAAGUUUGAGAUUACUAACUUUUUGAAGAGUGCUCAGGCCAUAUCUUUCCUUCUGAAUAGCAACUUCAAUUUAUAUGUCUCUGUUAGUCCUCUCUGUUUCUUAUCCCCCUUUUGUGGGCAGUUGUUCUACUGUGUCUCUCCUGUCUCCCAUUUAGGUCCUGACAUGCAUGACUUCUGAGUCUCUCCCAUAUCAUGAAGGUAGUUAGGUUAGCUUUCUUUCUCGGAGCCACGCAUGCCAGAGAGUUAAGGGCUUUUAAGAAUUCUUCAGCAGAUUCUUCUCAUGUUCAAACUCUACUUGGGAAAUAUAUGCGUAUUUUGAAAAAUUGAGCAAUCAUAAAUUAAAUGUUAACCCCUUAAGGACACAACUUCUGGAAUAACAUGGAAUCAUGACGGAAUAUUUCCGUCAUGUGUCCUUAAGGGGUUAAUGCCGAUUGCACUGUUUUUCAUGGUAAUUGCCCCCCCCUUUUUUUUAGAAUGUUACCCCAUGUUUCAGAACACAACAAAGAGAUAUAUCUCAUCUAUUGCUUUGUACAAAGUAGGGAGAUGAUGAAACUGAUAUAAAAUUCAGGCUAGAACUGCAGGUUUGCCCAUUUCUCAACACCAGCCCUGUCUCUUUCACAGUGUAAACCUGGAGGGUGCCUCAUUGAACUGGCUCAGCAGAUGCUAAUUAUUAUGGUUGGGAAACAAGUUCUUAACAACAUUAAAGAAUUUCUGUUUCCGUGAGUAUACUGAGUUUAUCAUUAAAUUUGUUCUAAGCACCAACAGGUCAGUGCCCUAAAUGUCUUAAAACCUCUAAUUCAUAAUGUUACUUUUAAAAUGGCUCUUUAUGAUGACACUUUGCAUUGUAAUUUAGGAUUAGAAGAUGAAUUUACAAGUUUCAUUUAAUACUCUUCAUAGUUCAUUAAAACAAGAACCGCUACAUAUUUGUGAAAAUCCCUCAUUUGCUGGAAAUGUGGGAGCGGACUGUCCUCCGUGACAUUUCGAAUUCUCCCAUGUGUUUUUCUGCCCAUUGGGAGAUCUGUAUUUUCCCAUAAAUCUCAGCUAUUUGAGAGAAACAUACAGUAGCCAUUGUGAAGCCAUGUUUUCUGUAUGUAUCCAUAUGCAACCAUAUGAGAAAAGAAGUGGGUACCUACUGAAGUGUUUAUUAUUUAUAAGGAGUAAGUUUUUGUAGAAUCUACUCCACAGCACUAGUUACCAUAAAAAGUACAACACAUACCACGUUUCCUAGUCCUUUCUCUUUCUUCCUAUUGGAAAAGAGUGGCACAAUUACAGGACUUUUUUGUUGCGAGUGGGGGGAAAACAAACAAACACGUGCAUCUGCCAUCAUGAGGAAAAAACAUGAUUCAAUGAAACAGUCUUGUACAUCUUGGGUCCUUGGAGUUUCUCUUACUAAUAUACUUAUAGUAUAAUUUCCAUGAUACUAUAAAUGGGGGAAUCUACACGCAUUGAAAUUUGGUGCCACAGAUUCUUAUGGCCAGGGAUGUUUAGCAUGACUCAGACAUAUCUUAACAUUCAUUCUUACAUGGAUGGUCAUCGUAACCUGGACAUGUCAUAGAAUGUGCGUGGAACAUAAUCAGGUCUCUGAUCUCAAGGCUCCAAAUUUUGUAUUCCCACUGUAUAAUAUAUGACGUAGGUGGUUCUCUAAUUUGUGUCUAUAGCAUUGCAUAUCAUGUGUUGGGGGCAUAGAACUGUUGCAAUGCUGUGUCAUUGAAGGAGAAAUUGCAAACUAACCAAUCUGGGAAAGAGUUGAGUUGGAGAAUGUUUUCAACUUGUCUAAAAUUUGCAAUUCCGUUAGGGAAUAACUGUUACCUCUAGUAAUAUAAUCCACAUUCAUUAUUUCUCUUCCAGGAAGUUGGAGCUCUGCUGGCACAGGAUGACACUGAGCUCUAAUAAGGACCAGAAGAAUGAGCAGAUAAAUCCAUGGGAGAGGGAUUACCAGAUGAUUACCUAUAAGGGACUGUUUGAUGAGUACUUGGAAAUGGGUGAGAGGUUUCCCGUAUAUCCUCACUGGAUAAUUACCCUUCUUGGUCUUCAUUGUUCAUUACUUUUAAACCAGACUUAUACUAAUAUAUGUCUGAAUAUUACUUAGUAUUUAUAAAACUAUAGAAGUGUUUGCAUCAGGGUUGGCUAAUAGUUACUCUUGCUUUGUGUGUAUGCCAACCGCCUAGGUUCCAGGGAUUAGCCGUGGCCCCAGAACCAUCAAUUGCAUGGCCCCAUUAACCAUCCAUAUGUGAAGAAUGAAAGGGAGGAGGGCCCAAACUGGUAACCUACUCAGAGCCCAUGGUCCUUUUCUGGACAUACAAGGAUGUUCAAUCUACCUACACCAGGGGUAGGCAACCUUCGGCACUCCAGAUGUUGUGGACCACAUGUCCAAUAAUGCUCUUAUAGCCAUAAUGCUGUCAAAGCAUCAGGAAAGAUCUAUACAACACAUAGAUAGCAACACUGCUACACAAUGAAGAUAGUCCUAGCCAACCAAAUCCUGAUUUUCUGUCCAGUCACCCUUGAGUAUGCAAAAUCCUGUAGGUGUCACUGUUUAUGGAAUUGUAUGUCCCAACCUCCUGUGUGCCCUUGAAGUAUUGAUGCUUGUUAAAAUCCUGUUUAGUUUUUUUGUUGUUGUUUAGGAAAGAUAAAACCUGCAUUGUCCAGAAGGGCCUUUAAUAUAGAUGUUGAGGGUCAUUCAUUGAAUGUUGGGUUGGGCUGUAAUAUCCAUCAGAACUGGUUUAGUUAAGAGAUGUCAAGGAACAGAAGGCCAAUUGAAUUGCAACCUAACUCAUUCUUUGCCAUCAGCUAAACUUGUGAAUUUAACUAGAGAGUUAGGUUUUCACCUUUUCUUUGACAGGGAUCCAAAUCAUGUAUUUGGCAUUGGGCCAGUGACCCAUUUCAAAGUGCAACGUAACUGACAAUAAAAUACAUUAAAUUGGAAUGACUAGCCUGGGGUUGACGAAUAUAUUGUACAUAUCCCUUCUAGUAGGGACUCAGUUAGGGCCAUCUUUAAUAAUUAUUGGAUCCUUGGCAAGCAUUAGCUUGGAGCCCCUAGACCCUGCCCACCCCACUCACUGGCAUGCAAUCACACCCUACACCCUAAUGCAGUGACAAUAAUAAAGUAGAGAGUCACCUAGUAAAAUGGCAAGGGGACUUAUUUUUGGAUCCCAAUUCAGGGGUAAGAAACCAUUGGUUUGUAGUGAUGUAGCUAAAUUUGUAUCAUGCUAAACACUCUAGAUGACAGACACAUGAAGUGGUCAGACACAUCAUGCACUCAAGGGUAAGCUUUGUGUUUGCUUUACAAUAAAACCGAGAAAGAGGCAUGCUUUAAACUGCAACAUAAGUGGUCAUUUUUUCCUACAAAAGUUGGGAAUUGUGGGGGUUUGCUGAAGAAUCUUAGGAGUUCCUCUGAUAGCUCUGUGCAAGGCUUGAAUCAAACUCUGGAUUGGAAAGUUACUCUUGGCAUGAUAUGUCUGGAUAAAGUCUGCUCUAUUAGGACAUAGAAAAUACUUUUUUUUUUUCUUGUCUAAAUUUAAUGGUUGCUGUCAAACAUCCUAUGAUAUUGGUGAUCCCAGUCGAAAGUUAAAGUGACUAUUUUGAGUAUGUGCUUUCUUUGGUAUCUCAUAAAUAAUUGAAAGGUUACAAUCUCAUAUUGUCAGUUUGUCCUUUAAAUUUAUCUUUCUCAGUCAUACAGUUUGGAUUCAUAACCAUAUUUGUGGCUGCCUGUCCCCUGGCCCCGCUCUUUGCCUUGCUCAACAAUUGGAUUGAGGUGCGCCUGGAUGCUAAGAAAUUUGCAUGUGAAUACCGUCGUCCAGUAGCUACACGUGCUCAAGACAUCGGAAUAUGGAUGUCCAUUCUGGAGGCCAUCACUUCUAUUGCAGUCAUUGGCAACGUGAGUAUCAUUUAUGGUUGGUUGUUUGUUUCUAAUAGGAGACCAAUAACCAGAGUGUUACCUAAAACUUCUGGGCAUUGUCACCUGAAUUUGUCAUGUGUUUUAACCCCUUAAGGACACAUGACAUGUGUGACAUGUCAUGAUUCCCUUUUAUUCCAGAAGUUUGGUCCUUAAGGGGUUUAAGGCAACUUGACAAAAAAAAUAGGGCUCUCCACGGAACCCACAGACUGCCAACUUCUCUGACACAUUGAUAGCACAGUUUAAUAGAAGUGUGAACAGUUUUGAGUUCACACUAAAUUUUUAAGUGAACUUCAAAUUUUACAGCAAUAUCACUGACCUGAAAGCAGUAUACUUAGAAAAUGUUUCCAUGUUGGCUAUUUUGAUGUUAAUUUUCCUUUCAGUUGAAUUUGAAUGCCUGACGGUUCACACGUUCGUGCACACAGCUCAGCUAACCAUAGGCCUAUAAUAUAUUGCAGGGAGAGACACAAAGAAAGUACCUAAACAGUGCAAAUGGUUAAGUAGGAAGAAACCUCAAAUUUAAGACAGACUUAGGGGUGGAGGGGCAUAUAACUAUCCCCUUAAUCUUUUCUACAUUUUAUUUAAGACAACAUUUGUGAUAUUUUGGGUACAAAGUGCUGAAUAAUUAGGUGCUUCAUGGUUGCCAUGGUGAUGGCUGUUUGUCUUAGAAGAACACCUGAUUUUUUUUUAUAUUCUUUGCUUUGAUAAAUCUCCCCAAUAGUGAGAAGUAAAAUAUACCUAUGCACCAUCCCAAAAAGGAAGAAUGCCACAACUAAAGGUCCUAAAAUACUGAUAAUGGUUGAGAUAAGACAAGCUUAAAACAAGUAGUUAAAACACUCUCAGCCUCAGUGUAGUUACAGUGUUUAUCACAUAACUCCCCCGCCACUUUAUACUUAGAGAGGUACACUUCUGUAACACCCACCUCCGAUCUGCCCGUGCUCCUCAUUAAUUUGCCCUGCUUUGGGAAGGUUCCUCAAGCAGGGAACAUCUGCUCCAUGACACCAUUCAUCUGCUUGUACACUGUUACUCCGUUACUAUACUCCAUAGCCAGCGUCAACCAGGGAGCAUGCGCUGUGGUUGCUAUGGGUGGAGCGCAGAAAGACCUCCAGUGGGAGUGGUCCCCUCUGCGUUCUCUGCCAAUCAUUCUUUGGCAUAGUCUAUUAAACCUAUUUAAAAAUAGCAUUAGUUGUUUGGGGGUGACAGGUUCCCUGUAAGAGACUGAUUAAGUCUUAGAUCCAGGAUUUUAACCCCUUAAGGACACAAUUUCUGAAAUAAAAGGUAAUCAUGAUGGAAUAUUUCCGUCAUGUGUCCUUAAGGGGUUAAUCUCUGUAACUCAUACUUGGAACAUUCAUCAUUAAGACAAACAUACAGUGCACUUGUUCUGUUUAAGACUGCACAGUUAAACCCAUACUAUUGCCAUAGCAGAACGACUGUAUGAGUGCAGAGCAUCACUAAGUACUGCAGAGAUUGUGUUCAUAAAGAUUAUAAUGCAACAAUUAUAUAAUACAGGCGUUUCUAGUGGCGUUCACAUCCGACAUUCUGCCCCGUGCUUAUUACCAGUACAAGAUGAAUGGAAAUUUAACUGGAUACAUCAACUUUACUUUGGCUAACGCUCCUGAGGUGUAUGCGAAGGACCAUUCCCCCUGCAGGUAAGUGAUUCCUCUCCCCAAACUAGAAAUAACAGAGCUUUGAAAUCUUAAAACAAGUCUUUAUUUAAAAGUAUAUUGGACUCUGUUGCCAGAGAUACAUUUGUUUACUGGUAGCUGAAUAGCGAUAAUCCUAUUAAAAGGAGACUAUAAACACUGUUACUUAUUGUAGUGGUUAUAGUGAAAGGAGUCAUUGGGUGCAGUCCCUCCAAAUUUUGUCAAGCCACUUAAGUGGGGCUGAAGUGGUCUGGAUGACUAUAGUGUCCCUUUAGUGUUGGAUACUGAGGAAUUACUGUGAAUACCAUGUUUUACUCCAAGUUUGUGAUCACCUUUUCAGGUAUCAAGGAUUCAGAGACUCGGAGGGGAAUCUGUCCUUUGAUUUUUGGGUACUCAUGGUGAUACGGCUAGCUUUUGUUAUUGUGUUUGAGGUAAGUCUCUAUUCCUUCAUGUACCUCACUCAUCACUGUUUGUCUUUGUUAUUUCCCACCAGAUUUAAGUGAUUGUAUGGAUGUUUUUAUACAUGUGUAACAAGUCUAAAUCUUUCAUCCAAAUUCAGAAUGACACUCUGUUAUCCUCUAGAACAGGGUUUACCAACCCAGUCCACAAGUACCCCCUAACAGUGCAGGAUUUAAGGAUUACCCUGUUGUGUCUAAAGUGUUGUAUUUUCUUUCUUUCUAAAAACACCUUAGACACAAUUGGGUAAUCCCUAAAUCCUGGACUGUUGGGGGGUACAUGAGGACUGGGUUGGGAACCACUGCUCUAGAAUGUAAGCUCGUUUGAGCAGAGCCCUCAACACCCUCUGUUUCUGUGCGUCCAACUUGUCUUGCUUCAAAUACUUGUUUGUUAGUCCACCUAUUGUACACUAAUGCAGAAUUUGUUGGCACUUUAUAAACAUUAAUAAUUAUGGUAGAUAUCAGAUGAUGUACUUACACCUUCCCAGGGUAAGUAGUCAAAACAUUUGUGAGAAUGGUUUGACAACUUACAUGAGGUGUGGCGGGCUCCUGCAGUUGUACGCAAUGUAUUGAGCUAAGCUUGGCAGUGCAGGGAGGUGCUCAUUGGGUGAUGUAAUUUAGCUGAUGUUCUCGGCCAAUGAGCCAUCUCUGGAAGGUUUAGCUCGGUAGAGCUAAUAGAAGCUCUUGGGAGGAGGUUGGGUGUCCUGCAAACCUCAUGCAAGUGGUCAAACUGUUCUCAAAUGGUUUAACUGCUUAUCCUAACAGUGUGGGGCAAUCCUGGCCCCAUACCCUCAUGGAGCUAGGUAUUUAGGACACCCUCCUUUGGUGGUUUUCAUGUGAAGUGCACUUAUUUAUUAACCAGUAUUAUAGGGCCAAUACGUAACCCUAUAAGACCCCAGAAGGGCAGAGCUGCUUUAAAGUUAAACUGAACUUGUUUUGUGCUGGCAAAGACCUCAAUUGGUGACUGCUCCGGCUUGUAUUUUGAGGUCAUGGGGGGCUGGGCGAGGUAGUUUUACUUCCCUGAAUCUGUUUCUUUUGUCAAGUGUAGGAAAAAUACACAAGACAUUGCAGUCCUUACUUUGACUUGUAAUAUAUUUUGACUGGGUUGAAAUUUCUGUGAAAUUUCUACACAAUCUUUAUGAGCAUUUCAUAAAGAGGUUUUUUGCAACAAAAUGCUCAUUAUGGGGGAGGGAAGGGCAGAGUCGUUUUAAAUGUCUAGAUUUUAAGCAGACAGGCAGAACAAACAGCUUCACUUGCACAAUAUGGCCCAUAACAGCAAUAAGAUCCUUGCUCUCUCAGCAAUUUAUACUUUUCUGCAGAAAAGUGCUCUUUGCAACUGGAAUCAGAGCAAACGCACAACUUUUCUUACAGCGUCUGGUCCUCUUGGCUGUGUUAAUCUACAUGACCUCUUUUUAAGCCCUGUAGGGAUGCCGGGAUGAGCUAUACCUGCGGUUUAAUUAGCCUGUUCAGAACUUCAUAUGGCUAGAUCAGAAUUCUAGAAUGCAGCUCUUUAAAUUACAGCAGCCUCCCCGUUUGGGAGGAAGCAAUUUUUCUAUCUUUGCAGAGUAUAACCUGGCAGCUUUGUAUAGGUAUGUUACAGACUGCAUUUCACGUUCCCCCAAGUACACUUAGCCAGUGUUGGGUCAGUCAUUCACAUGAUGCCUGCAUAUCCUAUACAUCUGCCUCUAGAAUUCCUUCCCAUCAUUUAAAUGGAACACCCGUAACUUUUCAUGUUCAAGCAUGGUUGAUAGUAAGAAGAUUUCUCCAUGUUAUUCCUAUGAUAAAAUACUAUCUACUGAACAUCAUGGACCAGGACACCCCAACCAACCAUAAUCCUUACACUGACCUAAUGACAGCAAUAGCCUUACACCCGCUCCAUUAAAGUGCUGAUGUCUCUUCCCAAGUUUGAUCUUAAUCACUUUGUAGAUCAAUGCUGUCCAAAGUCUUUAAUAAGAUGGGACCGAUGUUUGUUUUUUUCUGUUUGUUUUUUUGUUUUUGUUUUGUUUUUUUGGGGGGGGGGUGAAUGCAGGGGGGAAUCAACAAGCUUGGGAAGAGGGGUGUGUCAAGUAAGACUAAUACCUAAAAUAUAGUAAUUGUUUAAUGUGCUAAACACAAACAGGACGUGGAAUGCAGCCUUCCGAUCCUUAAGGUAGUACAAUUUUUGGCCAAGUUAUUUAGGGGCACUAUGCAGUGAUUAGGGGUCUGGGAAGUACUUGAAACAAUGGUAACAGUGAGCACUCAAACAAAGUGUGAACAAUAAGUAUCUUAAUUUGUUCCUAACCCAGAGCCAGCAAUUGAGGGGUGAAUAUAUUCACAUAGAAAUCUUUAUCCUAUACUUGCUCACCCCAAGCAUUGUCUUUUUAGUAUUUUCCCGACUUGUGUAAUGGAUGAUAUACACAUUAUAUAUUUGUUAUAAAAAAUAUGUCCAGUGUAAAUAUUUUUAGCUUUUUUUUUGCCAUAUAAAUAUGUGAAAUGAACUCCUUUGAGCGAGACACACCACUAUUAAUUUUAGUUUGAUGGGGUCCUCCUUUUAUAUUUUAAGCAUUACUGUAAUAAUUCAACUCUGUUAAUAAAUGGCUAGCCAAUUAUUAUUAUAAUUUUAUUUUUUUAUGCCCACGGGCCAUGGCUCUGCAUGCAUUUUUGUUUUCUAUUUUUAUGUUGCAAGGGAUAAAUAAUAUAGUGUGGAGCUCAGUUAUUGAUGUUUUCUGUCUGGAAAAUUCUAUUUCAGAAGCUUAAUACAAAGUACCAACACACAGGUAACUACAAUGCAAAAAAAAGAGAAAAACAUAGGGCAAUAUUGCCAUAUCUAAAACAUAAUGUAAAUGGGUAAAUUGCACACUCACAAACCCAAAUUGAUUGAAGGCAUAUCAAAUAAUAUGAAGAAUAUCCUCGUAUUCAGAUUCCAGCAUAUAGGAGAGAAGAAUAAGGAAUAAUAGUACAGAGUUUCUAAAACAACAUAAAUUUUUAAUAAAUAUUGCACUUUUAGAGACUUGUUAUAACUAUUUUCCCCCUGAGGAAGUUCAGUUAUCUGAACGAAACGCGUAGGGCCUGUUUUUUAGUGUUAGUUUCUUUUAUUUUGUUUCUACUGUCUUUUUUUUUUAUCUUGAUGCUGCUGAAGGACCCCACCAGACUACGUUAUUGUUGAAGGUGUUCCUGUUUGCUGCUACCGUGAUUACUAUUUGUGAUGUGCCUAUUAUACACUUCCAUCUUGUAAGUGCAAUAUUUAUGAAUAAUUAAUUCCAUCUUUGCUUGCCUACUGCUACCCCUAGUGUCACUGCAGUGCAAAGGGCCAUGGCAUAUCAUCUUGCUACCCCUUGGGUCACUGCAGUUCAGAAACCUUGGUCACUAAAGGGGUUUCUCCAGGGGGUCACCUUUGCGCAGGGCUGUGUACUGGAGACUUCCCAAGGGAGAGAGGCUGAUUUCUCCAGGGGCCAGAGGAACCAAUCCUUAGGUAAGCCAUAAAAUAAAAAGUAUUUAUUAAUUCCAAGACUAAGAUGUCCUAUAGGGAUAGGACAGAAACAAAAAGGCUGAGGGAGGAGGGGAUAGGAGGUGGUACUUAUACCUUUAAUUUAAUUAGUUCCUGUCUAAUUAGGGAUAGAGAGGAGCUACCCAUUGUUGUGCUGCCAUUGAUAUGGCCAGAAAAUGUGACUUUAUUUUUUAUAAUUUAUUCUUGGUGUGUCGUUGCGUCACGUUUUACAUAUCAGAAUAACAAUACGCAAUACAUGCAUUAUUAACAUGGAUAUAAAUGCAGUGGUCAUAAUCUGCUCUACAGUAGUUGGUUACCCUGCUCCUGAGGUUGCUUGCGUACUGCCAACAGCAAAAUUUUGUUAACCUAUAAACUUAGCAACGUUAAUUAACAGUUACCAGGAGUGGUUGUGUUUUCAGGCAUAGCCUCUGUUGGAUCACGGCUAUAUCAUUAUACGUGUAGUUGCGUACGUGGUUCUAUGUUGCUCUCUCUGGUAUAAGUGAACUCAUCGAUGUAUACACACACACAGUUAAACUCACAGAGAUACACAAAGAAAAUACGUAUUUUUAGCCACACCCCUGUUUCCAUAACAUUUAAGUACACCAGGGUGGUUUCCAUGGGGUCUUUGAGGGCAGUCUGCAGCUAGUGACAGUAAGUUGGGUCUGGCUGCGGUUGAUGGGAAUAGACUGCUGCUGGCCCAGGCUCCAUCUUCCCACCCCUACCCCCUUCUUUUUGCUUUUGGCACUGGGAUCAAGUGAAGUGUAAUACCGUCUUCCUGGUGCAGCGAUUGUGUGGGUGAACGGUAACUGACAGGAGGCUAAAACUUGGGACUGUCCUGGCAAAAACUGGACUAUUGGCAACUCGUCCUUCCUACCCUCAAUGUCCUAUCUUUUUAUUUUCUUAAUUUCCUCAUUUCCAUUUUUAAAUCUACUGUUCUAAAAGCACAAUUAAUUUCAUCAAACCUCUUCUUCUUACCCACCGUACAGCACGUGGUAUUUUUCCUUGGUCGAAUGAUUGAUUUUCUAGUUCCUGAUGUGCCCGAGUCAGUUGAGAUCAAGCUGAAAAGGGAGCGUUUCCUUGCAAAGCAGGCAUUGGCAGAGAAUGAGGUAUUGAUAUGGUUGGUGGUGGUUUCACAUAGAUAAACUGUGUAUAUGAUCUUUUAUUUAUUAACACUGCUCUGUAAGGUCACAAUUGGCCAAAAAUAAAAUUUAAAAAAUGACUUCCACAGUAGAAAGCUAACAGUUGAACUACAAGUCCCAGAAACCCUUAAUAUGUAAAUAAAGAUCUGCUUUGGGGAUAAGCUCAAUAAUGUUGACUUUCAUUUAGAGAAAUUUUGUAUGUACCAUGACCGGUAUAACUUAAAUGAAUAUUGCAGGCACUGUAACUGCCUUAUCUCAAUGAAGUGGUUAUUGUGUCCAGAGUCCCCUGCUGCUGUAAUUCCGUUCGGUGCUAUACCAUUUUUAAUGUUUUAAUACUAAAAUGAGAGUCCCCAGUAGCCCAUCCCUAGUGUACUGCUUAGUCUAAUGAGGAAGUGUUAGCCUGAGCAGCAAUAAAUGGCUGGGAUAGGCUGAAAGCAGUCAGCUGACACUUUCAGCCAAUCACAGUGCCAUUUCCUGGUAUAGAUGGGCAUGACUAGAAGGAAGAGUGUAAUCUCUAUCUUAGCCAUACCUCCACUAGAGGUCGGGUUGUGGAUAAUCAGAGACCUGUAUUCAUUUUUUAAUUGCUUGAAAAUGGCUCACCCCUGACUUCAGCGACAUUGCUAGGGGAUUACAGUUACUAUAAAUGAAAGCUGGUUGUAUGUUAAUUCACAUAACCUACACAAAAAGAUUCUAGUGACGAAUCUUCCAAAGUCGUCCAUAGAAGUUUAACAGCAAUUCCUAGUCUCCUCACUUUUUUGGGCAGGAGUUGAGAUGAAAGAUAGUGGCACUAAAGACAGCAGUUCAAAUAUGGAAGUGUAAUUAAAUUGACAAUGUAGGUUUGUGAAUCUUUGCAUAGUGAACAUAAGAAAAAAAGGAAUAAAGACAUACUUGAAGUAGAUUAUUGAAUAAUUACUCCAACCACCAUGACCACUUCUGCUUUUAAAUCUAGUGACUGGCAUGUGAUGUAAUGAGCUUCUCUUUUGCAGGCAGCACUGGGAGUACACCUGCAAGGGGAAGCUAGCUUAUAUAUCACCUCCUUUUUCAUUUCAUUUGAGCCCUACCCAAAAUCGCUCUAGUCUCCAGUAGGAGGUUGUUGUAUAGGUUUGCAUUGUCCUCCAUCCCCUCCCAAGCUCAGAGUGCACACAUGCUCUCUGACUGAAACGGUCAAUCAAAUGCUUCUCUGUCAGAAGCAUUUGAGUGGACCUUGUGAAAGAAGUAAUUUCAUAGAAUAGGGUAGCUGAGAGUUUCACCUGGUGCUGGGUUUCAGGUAAAUCUAUGCUUUAUUUUACAGAUUUAUUUUAACAUUAAGCAAAUAAUGUUUAAAGUGAAUAAUGCUCAAUAAAGCAUUCAAAUGGCAGGGGGAGGGGGGUUAUUAAAAAAAAUAAAAAUAAAAAGGUAGCACUUUACUUUCAUUUUAGUCUUACCAUAUUUCCAUUUGCUCUGCAGUUUUUGGCUUGGACACUGGACACUGAAUGUGUGAUAGAGAGGACUUCACCAGAUAUGGAACAUGAAGGUUCCAAUCUAAGCAUCGUGGUUUCGAAUGAAGAUUGACACUAAAACUGAUCAUCAGAUCUAUGCUUGAAGCGACACAUUGCAUGAGGAUAUUGGCCCCAACUACCAUUAAGAAAACUUGUGUACCCAGAUAUCAAUUGGCUUUUCUUUCUCCAGUACUUACAUUUUUAGCUGAGAUCCUUCAAAGCCAUUAUUGAGUUGAACAGUUUUUUUUUAUUUAAAGAAUUCUGUAAUUGUUGACACAUAUAAUAUAAAAACUAUAUUUACACUGUAUAUUUAAUCCCAC